Molecule: messenger RNA, 2263 nt
Organism: Patella vulgata (common limpet)
Lineage: Eukaryota; Metazoa; Mollusca; Gastropoda; Patellidae
Product: integral membrane protein GPR155
Exons: 10
Coding region: 271-1848 (525 amino acids)
Biological process (GO): transmembrane transport
Cellular component (GO): membrane
Source: RefSeq, a predicted model, not a curated record
CAAGUUUGCUUUCUUAAGUGGUUUGAACAUUGCAUGUAGUGUUAGCUUUCUAAAGCACCUUAUUUUGGAGUUGAGAAAGCCAUAUAGACGUGUAAUCACCUAUUAAGAUGUAUUGGUCCUAUUGUCUUGGAUUGUAUUACGUUAAAUAGCAUAGACAAAUAGAUCGAAAGAAAUAUUGAAAAUUAGCAGACUUGAAAUCUGAAGAUAGAUGUAAAUAAACGGCAGAAAAUCAACAUAAAGAAACAAGACCAAAACAAAUAAACAAACAAGAUGUUGAUGCCAAACCAUUCAAGUAACAGUUCCAGCGUUACACCAAAUGUCAACUUUGAUAAUCUUUAUCCAGCCAUUCUGCAAUGUUUUGUUAUUAUAUUAUUUGGCUAUGUGGCUGGACGAACAGGGAUAAUAUCCAUUACUCAAGGAAAGGGAAUUGGAACCUUUGUCUCAAAAUUCUGUUUACCAGCGCUGCUAUUCCAGAGCAUGUGCGAACUUAAGUUUUCUCAAGUGAACUGGAUAUUUCUGGGCAGUAUUUUGAUUGCUAAAACUGGUGUGUUCUUUGCGGUCUUCUGUGCCACCAUUGUCGUCAAGCGACCUUUGAACCUUGGUUGUGCCGGGCUGUAUGCAAUAUUCUGUACACAAAGCAAUGAUUUUGCUCUGGGUUACCCUAUUUUACAAGCUCUGUAUAAUGACAGCCAUCCUGAAUACCUACAGUAUAUCUAUCUUAUAGCACCUAUAUCACUUGUGUUCUUAAAUCCUAUAGGAUUCGUCUUUAUGGAACUACACAAGAAUAAACAACAUCAUAAACAUUCCACAGGAGUGGUCUUUCUACAUGUGUUCAAAGGAAUUGUAUCAAACCCUAUUGUGUUUAUGACAGCUAUCGGUAUUGCUGGAAAUUUUAUUUUUAAACAAACGGUUCCAAAUGUUAUUGGUGAUAUUUUAAAAGUUUUAGGUAAUGCCUUCAGUGCCACCGCUUUAUUUUAUUUGGGUUUAAAUUUAGUGGGCAAGUUGAAAGGCCAACUUGGUAUAGGUCUGGUUGUUCCUAUUCUACUUAUAGCCUCUAAAUCAAUAUUACUGCCGUUAUUUACUUGGGAAGUUAUAGGCUGGUUAGAAACAGGUCAAUCAUUCAAUCAAAGUGAAUCUUUGGGAAUGUAUGGAUUUUUAUAUGGUACUUUCCCUUCUGCACCUUCUGUAUUUUUAUAUGCCAGUCAAUAUGGCAUUGCUCAGGACACAAUUGCUACAAGUAUGGUUGCAGGAACGUUUAUAUCAGCUCCACUGAUGUUUGUUUCUGCUAAAAUGAUGACAGUAGUUGUAUCAAGUGAAUUAGAUUAUAAAUCUCUGUUAUUAGAUACAUCAUUUGAUACUAGUAUACUGGGUAUUAUCUGUUGUUUGUGGGUAUUAGGUGUACUGGUAGCAAGUGGUAGAUGGAAAGGUAUACCACAUCGAUUUUUAUUAUGUCUGGUUAUUUCACAGCUAGCAGCCUGUCUAGGAAUGGUUAUAUACAGCAAAUCUAGCUCACAAAUGCUCUGGCAAAAUUAUGUUCAGUUUAUUGUUCUGCUGUUUGGGGUAUUUGGAUCAAGAUGUUGGACAUCUAUGAUAGCUGUAGCACUGUGUAUGCUCCACACCAGAAGUUUAUGUUACGUUCUUAAAAAUCAAGUAUGGAUGUUUUUUUAUGGUUUUGGGUUACCAGUGUUUUUAACAGGUUUCUUGUUUUUGAUUGGUCGAAACAAUCUGAGUACUGAGAUAGAUCCUUCAUUUCACUAUGGUUACCAUCAGAAAUGGAAAUAUGUAGGUGAUAUUAUCACAUGCUAUAAGUUUAUUAGAGGCAUUUGGUUUAUGUCUGCGGAUGAUUGACGCACAUCUAAAUUUGAAUGUAGCACAUUUAUUUUUAUUUCACCCCUGUUCUCUAUCUAUUAUUAAAUUGAUUCUUGCUUUAAAGGUCAAGUUUUGAUACAUUUUCUCCAGCUUUCUUUAUAGAGUGAGGCUUCACUAGAAAGUGAGACAUGUAAAUUAUCGGUAGAAAAUUGAAUAUUUGUGAAAAAAAAAUUUUUCGAACCAAAAUCAGAUUUUCAUAUAGGGCUGGCAUUUGUUUGUGAUGUUUCAAAAAUUCUAGAACAAUCUCUACCUGCAAUUCUCUAGACAUGCCUGGUGUUAUUAGAACAUCAAAACAUGAUGUACAUAACAAAUAAUAUAUAUUAAUUUUUCAGUUGCUUUUUUUCUUCUUUAGUUAUAUUGAUUUAAAGAUCAGCUUUUAUACUGUAACUGCAGA